AUGUUUCAAAGUAUACCAACUGAAGAUAAUGCAACACGUAUUCCAAGACCAUUGUUAUUAUCAGCGUACGGUGUUGACAAUAAAAUUACUGCAAUAAAUGUAUUAAAUCGAUGGAUGUAUAUUUUUCAACAUUGUUUGGAUCAAAAUGUCCGUAUUAUUGGAUUUUCUACAGAUGCCGACAGAAGAUAUGUAAGUGCUAUGCGUCUUGCAAGUGGUUUUUUUGCAUCAUUAUCUGAUUUACAAUUCGAUAAGCAUCAGCAUGCAUUCAAAAUUAAUGUACCAACACAUUGGAAAUGGUUUUUCCUUCGAAAUAACCAGUUAUUCUUGUUUUUUCAAGAUCCAGUCCAUCUUGUAACAAAAUGGAGAAAUCGAUUAUUGUCAACAACAACUGAUUUACGUUUUGGAACAGACAAAAUCACUAUAACACAUAUUGAAGCAUUGAUUAGUAACGAUCAUUAUACAAAACUGGAUCAUGGUCUCACAAUGAAAGCUUAUAUUGAUAAAUCAACAUCCGUUCGUGAACGUGUACAAUUAGCAUGGUGUGUCGUGUUCGUUUGUCGCAUAUGGUGGUCAUGGUUAAAAAUUAAUUCAUUUUCCAGUUCAUCAAGAAAUCACUUAGAUGAAAUUAAUACUUUAGAUCUUGAACAAAUUAUAGCAGACGCAUACAAUCAGGCAAUUGAUAUCGUACAUCACUCAAAAAUGUUACAAGAAUUAAAACAAAAUGAUAUAAUCGAUUUAAAAACCUUAAGUAAAUUUGUAUUUGACAGCUUAAGGAAGAGUUCAAAAAUGUUUGGCUAUUCGUCACGAGUAACAACUGAUAACAAUGAAGAACUAGAAUCAGAUGACGAUGGAGUUGAUGAAGAUGAGAGUGCGAGUAGUGAUGAUGAAGAUGAACUUUAUGAUGAGUUAUUGAAUUUUGAAAAUGAUGAUUACAACGACGAAGAAGAGAUAUUAAAUUCAACAAGAUCAAGUUUUGAUGGAAUAAAAAUUGUUGAUAAUAUUAAUCCUACGCUGAAACAUUCGUAUUUUAAAAUCAAAAUAAAUGAUAAAAUUAAAUAUCUUCACAAACAAUCAGCUUGCUGGCUAUUGUCCAACAAAUCAACAAGAUUAUCAAGUGAUCGCUUAUCUCGGGUCAUGCAACAAACAACUCAUAUUAGUUCAUAA
Rotaria sordida is the source of this 1164-nucleotide messenger RNA. Lineage: Eukaryota; Metazoa; Rotifera; Eurotatoria; Philodinida; Philodinidae. The record is from the annotation of a GenBank genome assembly.